GGAAACAACCUUUCUAUAAAUUUACAUAUUUUCAUUUUUAUCCCCUCAACUUUCCAUAUUUCUUCCCUUUCCCAAAAUUCAAACCACUAUUUAAACUUCAUCAUCUCAUUUCCUUCUUCUUCUUCUUCUUCUUCACCCCUUCUCCAAGAUCAAAACAAGCCCUAGCGAUUUUUCUGUCUCUUGUUCGGUGCAAUGGGUCAGAUUCAGUACUCUGAGAAGUACUUUGAUGAUAUCUAUGAGUACAGGCAUGUGGUGCUUACUCCUGAAGUGGCGAAACUUCUCCCCAAGAAUCGCCUUCUUUCUGAAAAUGAAUGGAGAGCAAUCGGCGUUCAACAAAGCCGUGGAUGGGUUCAUUAUGCAAUUCAUCGCCCAGAGCCGCACAUAAUGUUGUUCAGAAGGCCACUCAACUAUCAACAGCAGCAAGAGAAUCAAGCACAACAGCAGAUUUUGGCCAAGUAAUUGGUUUAUUAUCCUUUUCUUUUUUUUUUCUUUUUUCUUUUUUUUUUCUUUUUUUUUUGUUACUUUAGACACACUAUAAUGAGAAAUAUCUCACUACAAAACCAAAAAAAAAGAACAAAAAAAAUAAUUAAGUGUUUGUGGUUUGUUGUGUAGUGUAGUUCCCUUCUCCAAUUUGGAGAAGCUUUGUGGCCCAGUUAGAUCUUUGUCAGUCAUAAUCAAUUCCCCACCAUUGUUGAUGAAUUUGUGGUUUUAAUUUGCUUUUGUUAUAAGCAUGGUUCUUAUCUUCUCUU
Messenger RNA from Cucumis melo (muskmelon), 749 nucleotides. RefSeq names its product cyclin-dependent kinases regulatory subunit 1. The transcript has 4 exons. Bases 193 to 459 code for a protein of 88 amino acids. Gene Ontology annotation, cellular component: cyclin-dependent protein kinase holoenzyme complex; SCF ubiquitin ligase complex. NCBI's taxonomy places the organism in Eukaryota, Viridiplantae, Streptophyta, Magnoliopsida, Cucurbitales, Cucurbitaceae. Gene Ontology annotation, molecular function: protein kinase binding; histone binding; ubiquitin binding. The record is from RefSeq and is a predicted model, not a curated record. Gene Ontology annotation, biological process: regulation of mitotic cell cycle.